GUCUCACAUAAUACUCGCCUCAUUUACUACUUGGCAACUCAUUCCUGAGAAAGGUCAAUAUUUGACAAAUGGCUGCCAUCUGUCACUUUCCUGCGGAAUAAACAGUACGUACGGACGGAUCGCUUAUUUAUUUUGUUUUAAAUAAUAAUGGACAUUGAUGAAAUUUGUCGAUUAUGCUGUUCAACGAAGUUUGUCAACAAUGAUAUUUUUGAUGAAGAAAAUGCGUUAUAUCUAAAAUUGUCACUAUACUUGCCAAUAAAGGUUUUCAGAAACGACAAACUUCCCCAGAAGGUGUGCGAUAAAUGUAGCUGCAAAGUGAACGACUUUUAUCAGUUUUGUAACGAAACCAUUGAAGUACAAAACAGGUUGCGCAGUUUAUUUUUGCAGUCUGGAGCGGGUACAGAUGGCUCUGUGGACCUCACACUAGUAAAAGACAGCAGAUCACCACCGCCAGCUCCUGCCCCGGCAGAGCACUGUGAGAGAAGUACCCAGACCGACAACACAGAUGCAAGCUCUGACUGCAAUGCCGCUGUUCAGGUCAAAGAAGAACCAAAGAUCGUUCCACUAUCCCCUGUCAAACAAGAAGAAGAUGAUUAUUAUAACAUAGAGUCGGAUCCAUACGGGGGAGGCUCAUCAGGGAGUGAGGAUAUCUCAUUAAUUAAUCUAAAAACAAAAAAGACCACUCACAAAAGAGGUAGAAAAAAGAAGACUAAUAAUAUCAAAGAUUGGGGGGAACUGAUGAACUACCUGCCUGAUGGUGCACUCACAGUAGUCAGUAAGGAGGAGGUGGACGUACCACUGACCAGCAUCAAGGAGGAGGUGCUGGUAGACAAGGACGGGCACGGGAAGGAGAUAGAUCUGUACAACUGCUGCAUUUGUUUUGCCCAGUGUUUUAGUAGGUCUGAGAUGAUGAAGCACUACAGACAGCACGGCGCCGAGGCGUCGUGCGCGGAGGCCCCGCAGCCGCCGCCCGCGCCGGAGCUGGAGCCGCUGCGCUGUACUAGGUGCAGGAAGGUGGUGCCCCGCGCGGAGUGGGGCGCGCACUGGGCGCGGCACUGGGAGCGCGACCGCCGCCCCUACCGCUGCAAGCUGUGCGAGAAGACGUUCCGCGACCCGCACCAGAUACUCAAACACGGAGAGACCCACAACUACGAGGCGGGUGCGUCCGCCGAGCCAGCCGACAAACGGUUCCUGUGUGACCUCUGUCCGGAGGCAUUCGUACACAUGCGCUACCUACUGUCGCACCGCACCCGCGUGCACCCCGAGGCGGCGGGGCGCGCGGUGGCGCUGCGCUGCAGUGUGUGCGAGCGUCACUUCGCCCACAUCAACUCGUUGCGCCGCCACCUGCGCUCCCACUCGGGGGAGCGGAACUUCCUCUGCAACGUCUGCGGCAAGGCGCUGUCCUCGCGCGAACACCUCAAGUUCCACAUCCGCAUACACACCGGAUACAAGCCCAACGUCUGCAAAACGUGUGGGAAGGGGUUCGUGAAGAAGUGCAACCUGACGUUACACGAGCGCGUGCACUCGGGGGAGAAACCUCACGUCUGCUCGCACUGCGGGAAGGCAUUCAGUCAGCGCUCCACACUCGUCAUCCACGAGCGGUACCACAGCGGCGCGCGCCCGUACAUGUGUGCGCUGUGCGGGCGCGGGUUCGUGGCCAAGGGGCUGCUGUCCAUGCAUCUCAAGACUACCUGCAUAUAGUGCACGCACGCCUGGUCGGGGCCGGCUCCCGCCCCCCGCCAGCCAGUCUACUGAGCGUCCAGUAUUACAGCGCCACUACGCAGUGAUCUCUUAUACUUGUACUCUACAUUCUACAUGCACAAAUAACAAUGUAUCGGGUCUCUAUAUUUGAGUAAAUUGUUUAAUUCACUGGAGGCAUGUGUGAUAAGUACUUUAUCAGAAUAUGGAUGGGUAUCAGUAAUUCGAGGGAUGUCAUCGGUGAGGUCACCACAACACGCGUAAUGUUCCACACACUUCCACCACUCUGCCACCGGCGGCGCCACAGUCGCACAUCCUAAGCCCCCGCUCUAACUCGCUAUUACUUGUACUACCCCUCAUUUGUGAGUUUGAUAAUACAGUUGUAUACUUAAGUAACGGCCCCGUGCUGUGUCACUACAAAUUAAUGCGUUGUUUGUUUACUACAUCUUUAUAGAGGCGUACUUAAUGACGUUAGAAACAAUGGAGGCGAUGAUAACUGUGACUGUAAAUAUUUUCAUUACACAAAUAUAUUAUGUUAUCUUCACGGAAAUAUGUUUUGUUAACAUAUGCGUACUUUACUAGAUAUACUCGAAAUGUCCCAGGUCUAUACAGUGCUAUAGUACCUAAUACUGGUCUAUGUAUCGCCACCCACUGGCUGGGCACAUGUGCAUCAUAGCAAAGAUCAUCAAAUUAUUAUCACUCGUGUAUAAAUGUAAUUUGCAUAAUUUUAAGACACGACAGUCCUCACUAAAUGAUAAGUAAUGUAAUUAUAUUUUGAUAACGAUUCUGUUGACACGUACCUACCGGUGCAGUGCAGCACGCUUAGGUAUAUGUGAUGUCUUACUUUAGCAGUGGAGGACCUUCCGGAGUCAACUGUACUGUUGUUACUAAUAGUAAUAAAACUACUCGUAAGUAGGGGAAUGAAUUAGUAAAUAUAAAUAUAUUGGUAUUGUUCCUUUCUCCUCGCCUUGUGCGAGGUCCUCGGCUCCUACAGUGCGGCGCGGUGUAACGCGGGGACUACACGCACUGACUGUACGUACGUACGCUACGUACGGCAGUGUGCGCUGGACAGUGUCGGCCCCGCCUUAGGGUGCUUACAUAAAGAACAGGUUUCAGGAACAGAAUCGGUACCGAUCGCACAUAUUUCAAAGAAACAUUCCGCUUGGGUCAUUCGGUAUCUGUUUUUUUAUAAGUUAUAUAGAAAUAUACCUGCGCCGAUCGGUACCGACCCGUCCAGAUCUGUCUGUUUGUAUAAGCCGUGGCCCCCGGGUGCAGCAGUCCGGAGUAUGGAGUAGUAUGGAGUAGCGACAAGUGCCUGCCCUUGUGAUAUGUAGCGGAGUGAGGGACGCGGCGCUCUCUGCAGGGCCAGUCUCUAGUUCCAACGUAAGGUAACUAUACACUUCAGGAGAUAACUAAUUAGUCCUAAUUUAUACCCACACAAAGUACUAAAUAUUAUUUUACUUAGUAUUAACAGAAUGACUUCCAUUGUUAUAUUUUUGUAAUAAUUCAUAAUAAACGGCAUUUAAUAUUAGAUUUGAUGAGACGUUGUGUUUGUUCUGGUACUGGAGCUGCGGCAAACGGCGAUUUUUUGUUAACGUUCAAAAAUGCCUUUCUGAUCUAAUUGAAAUAAAUGAUUAUGACUGACUUUGAAUCCUGUCCUGUAAUGUAUAGUGGCCAGCCUGUUGGUGAACUUGAAAAACUUUUUCAUUGGAGUUUCGCUUUACUAUCAAAACAAUAAAGUUCAAAAUCUGAUGAAGUACGUUGACAUGCUGGCCAAUGUACAAUUGUAUUUAUGUUAUGUACGGAAGACGUUCCUUACUGGUCGCUAGAUGUCGCUGGUCGCUCAGAUUGUAUGUAAGUAGUUUAGUUUAAUUGUAAUCGCGCCGCAGCUCCCGUUAUCAUUUAAUUCCUUCUAAUUGUGCUCAGCAUCGAAUGGAAAUGUGAAUGCAACACAAUAAUGUAAUAAAUAAUAAUGUUUGUGAUGACUUGAUGACUCGGCAAACUAUCAUGUGUUGAUGUUACAGAUAACAGAACAUGGAGUUAUUAACUAA
Molecule: messenger RNA, 3749 nt
Organism: Spodoptera litura
Lineage: Eukaryota; Metazoa; Arthropoda; Insecta; Lepidoptera; Noctuidae
Cellular component (GO): nucleus
Molecular function (GO): zinc ion binding
Source: RefSeq, a predicted model, not a curated record